Sungouiella intermedia is the source of this 2265-nucleotide messenger RNA. The record is from the annotation of a GenBank genome assembly. NCBI's taxonomy places the organism in Eukaryota, Fungi, Ascomycota, Pichiomycetes, Serinales, Metschnikowiaceae.
AUGGUUACAGCAAUAUUAGAGAUUGGAGCUGCAGUUGGCAAGGCCGAAGUGCUUGAGCUGAUACUACCAGUGGGAAUCACCGAGCCAUUUGAAGUUUCAGAAACUGCAUCAGACGCCCCAGCAGACGUCUCUUCUGUUGCUUCAGAAGUUUCAGCCGAAGUCUCGGAAGAAGGCUCUUCAGAAGUUGCAACAGAAGUCUCAGCAAAAGUCUCAGCAGAAGGCUCAGCAGAAGUUUCAGCCGAAGGGUCAGCAGAAUUCUCAGCAGAAGUUUCAGCAGAUGUUGCGCUGGAGGCAUCCGCCGAAGUCUCAGCAGAAGGCUCAGCAGAAGGGUCAGCAGAAGUUUCGGUGGCAGUGUCAGUCGAAAUCUCAGCCGAAGGCUCAGAAGAAGUCUCAGCAGAAGUUUCAGAAAAAGUCUCAGCAGAUGUUGCGCUGGAGGCAUCAGCCGAAGUCUCAGCAGAAGGCUCGUCAGAUGUUGCGCUGGAGACAUCCGCCGAAGUUUCAGCAGAAGGCUCAGCAGAAGUUUCAGCAGAAGGCUCAGCAGAAGGCUCAGCAGAAGGCUCAGCAGAAGUUUCAGCAGAAGGCUCAGCAGAAGUUUCAGCAGAAGGCUCAGCAGAAGUUUCAGCAGAAGGCUCAGCAGAAGUUUCAGCAGAAGUUUCAGCAGAAGUUUCAGCAGAAGACUCAGCAGAAGUUUCAGAAAAAGACUCAGCAGAAGGCACGUCAGAUGUUGCGCUGGAGGCAUCAGCAGAAGUUUCAGCCGAAGGCUCAGAAGAAGUCUCAGCAGAAGUUUCAGCAGAAGUUUCAGCAGAAGUCUCAGCAGAAGGCUCAACAGAAGGCUCAGCAGAAGGCUCGUCAGAUGUUGCGCUGGAGACAUCCGCCGAAGUUUCAGCAGAAGGCUCAGCAGAAGUUUCAGCAGAAGGCUCAGCAGAAGUUUCAGCAGAAGUUUCAGCAGAAGUUUCAGCAGAAGACUCAGCAGAAGUUUCAGAAAAAGACUCAGCAGAAGGCACGUCAGAUGUUGCGCUGGAGGCAUCAGCAGAAGUUUCAGCCGAAGGCUCAGAAGAAGUCUCAGCAGAAGUUUCAGCAGAAGUUUCAGCAGAAGUCUCAGCAGAAGGCUCAACAGAAGGCUCAGCAGAAGGCUCGUCAGAUGUUGCGCUGGAGACAUCCGCCGAAGUUUCAGCAGAAGGCUCAGCAGAAGUUUCAGCAGAAGGCUCAGCAGAAGGCUCAGCAGAAGUUUCAGCAGAAGUUUCAGCAGAAGUUUCAGCAGAAGACUCAGCAGAAGUUUCAGAAAAAGACUCAGCAGAAGGCACGUCAGAUGUUGCGCUGGAGGCAUCAGCAGAAGUUUCAGCCGAAGGCUCAGAAGAAGUCUCAGCAGAGGGCUCAACAGAAGUCUCAGCAGAAGGCUCAGCAGAAGUUUCAGCAGAGGGCUCAACAGAAGUCUCAGCAGAUGUUGCGCUGGAGGCAUCAGCAGAAGUCUCAGCAGAGGGCUCAGCAGAAGGCUCGUCAGAUGUUGCGCUGGAGACAUCCGCCGAAGUUUCAGCAGAAGGCUCAGCAGAAGUUUCAGCAGAAGGCUCAGCAGAAGGCUCAGCAGAAGUUUCAGCAGAAGGCUCAGCAGAAGUUUCAGCAGAAGUUUCAACAGAAGUCUCAGCAGAAGUUUCAGCAGAAGGCUCAGCAGAAGUUUCAGCAGAGGGCUCAACAGAAGUCUCAGCAGAUGUUGCGCUGGAGGCAUCAGCAGAAGUUUCAGCAGAGGGCUCAACAGAAGUCUCAGCAGAUGUUGCGCUGGAGGCAUCAGCAGAAGUCUCAGCAGAGGGCUCAGCAGAGGGCUCAGCAGAGGGCUCAGCAGAAGUUUCGGUGGCAGUGUCAGCCGAAAUCUCAGCCGAAGGCUCAGCAGAGGAGACAGUAGAAGUCUCGGCGGAUGUCUCAGCUGCACUGAUGGAGCUUGGAAUUUCAGAGGAUUCAGAUGCGAUGGAGCUGCUAGUUAGGUCAGAAGUGGUCUCUGCCUCGAGAGCGGCGGCAGCAACCAAAGAAGCAGAAGCAGAAGGGUUAAUAAUCCAAUAUGGUACCCAUGCACCAACAACUGAACAGAGAGAAAUGGCCAAAGAGGUAGCUUGCUUGACUUCUGAACCCCGGCAGUUCUUAGCUAUACAACUGGCAACACUUGACGCCCAAGGAGUCAUUACACAAAGACAUCCAGUAUCCCAGUAUGGACAUGGAGUAGAGGAAGUGGACAAUUCCACACAUGGCCUAGCACACUCUGGCAAAGAGGAGUAG